Apus apus (common swift) is the source of this 2169-nucleotide messenger RNA. RefSeq lists its product as uncharacterized. Lineage: Eukaryota; Metazoa; Chordata; Aves; Apodiformes; Apodidae. The record is from RefSeq and is a predicted model, not a curated record. Bases 146 to 1213 code for a protein of 355 amino acids. The transcript is spliced from 9 exons.
GCUUGUUUCUGUUAUUUAUAGCAGAACAGUUCUGCUGGGAAAGCAAGGAAGCACCAGAAGCUUACAGCCACUUCCUGCGCUCCCAGCAGCACAGUCCCCUGUGCUGCCACUCGUUUCACCAAACAUUUUCUGCUGCCGUAAAACCAUGGGUACCCCUGAGGGUUGCCCCUGCAGCGGGAUGGUGUUUGGAGGACAGGACACUGACCCUCAAGAGAUGACCACAAAAGGCAGCAGACAAAUAAAUAGCACGUGCCAAUUGUCAGUCUACAGACACAGCACUUCAGGGCUGGAGGCAGCAUGUCAUAUUCCAAAAGAAUGGAUGGGGCUAAUGGAAAAAGAAAUCACGCAGAUUAAAGACACGUUAAGAAAUCUGGUUUUCUCUGUUGAUGCUCUACCACAAGCUCUGGAGUGUUGCUGCUGCAAACACGCUGCAUGUGGUCAUUGUGAGAUGCAGGUGACCAGAAAACCUAACCAUCCUUGCCAGGAGGGAUACAGGAGCUAUCAGGGAGAAAUUCCUGGACAGGCCACCCAGAAAGAGCUUCAGCAGGAAGAGGAAAUUAAGGAGCUGAAAAAGAAGAACAAAAAGCUACAGGAACGAAUAGACAUGCUCCUGCCUAAAGUGAUGAGCAUGCACCAGCACUCUGAGAACAUGAAUGACCCUUUCCGUUUGUCUGCUGUGCUGGAGAAGUAUGAGAGGUUCAUGCUACAGGGCUGGGGAAAAUUCAGGACCUCCCGAGGCUCCUGUGUGUCAUAUGAAGAUGGAAGCAAGUUAAUUAAGAAGCUGUUUGAUGCUUGCGAGAAAGAUAUGGAGCAGAGAAAAACCGGCAUAUUGAAAUUGCUUAACCUUCCACCUUCCGAUUACAGUAUGACCAACAGCGAACAGGAGGUCAUGCAAAAGAUAAGGGAAAUCUUGAGACAUCCCUAUUGCCAAAACAACUCAGAGAUUUACAGCAAAAUUGCCAGGCAAGCUGCCCCUGGCAUCAAGUUCGACUCUCUAAAAUUGGAGUUCGCACAGCAGUGCUGUGAAGUUUAUUGCUUGCUGCUUCUUCAGGACCCACCGAUUAAAGCUGCGUGGCAGUCAGAGGGAAUCUCAGACUUCUGUGCAGAGCACGUGGACAAGAAAAGUUCUGCACUAUGGAGACAAGCAGCAUUUCUGUGGCCUGUAAUGAAAUGUGAGGGGAAAGUCAUUAUGAAAGGUGUAGUCUGGGAUUAAAAGUAGCAUGAUUUCAGAGUCAGGCUACUCAUAAGACCACAACAAGAUGAAAGAGCUGUGGCUCAAUAUGCUGGUUUUCUUUCUCCCAUGAAUUAUUAAAAAUAGAAGAAGCAGCAGCAUGCAUACUUUUUACUUAACAUUUGUUCCUUGACAUCUCUAAAUAUUGUCCCAAAAGCAGCACCCAUCACCCACUGUGUUGCAAGAAGCUGACCCGCACACAGAGUCGAGAUGCUUUAAUACUCAGUUCCGCACAGGAAAGGGUGGGAUUCCACAAAGCUCACUCAGCUUCCUGAACAACAGGGCCUGUGUGAGAAAGAACUUUAUCUCUAACAUGAUUCUAUCAUUCGCACACAUCAUUGCUUAAUUAAUCUCUUGCUUCCAUUUAAAGUGACAAGGCUCAAAAAUGUUACUGCGCCUGCUAAAAGAGUAAGGGGCCUGUUGUUAGUAGGGGUCCCUCUAACCUAUGGGUAGAUUUUAGUAUGCUAAUAGCUCAUGAAUGCAUUAAUGUUAUGUUAAUAUGGUGAAUCCAAUUGCUCAGUGUUUUCUACCCAGUGCUCAAGACUGUAACCAAGAUAAGCUGUGGGGAGUGCUGCUUUCCAACCAUUUCAUCUACCUAGCAGAUGUCCUGCAGGCCUGUCUCAAGGCCAGGCUGUUGACCACUUUGCAUGUGUUUUUCUCUAACUGGUAUCUGGCUUUGUCUAAUUAUUACCUAGCAGAUGUCCUGCAGGCCUGUCUCAAGGCCAGGCUGUUGACCACUUUGCAUGUGUUUUUCUCUAACUGGUAUCUGGCUUUGUCUAAUUAUCACUGUUUCUCUGUUAUGUAAGCUCUAUUUUUAUUCUGUGUGUCCCUUUUGUUCUUUUAUAUGUGAUUUUUCCCCAAGUGUUAUUUUUUCCUGCUAAAUAUUACUUAUUUCAAUUAAUAACCAACAUAAUAAACAGCGUUUGUGUGGAAAAAGA